Messenger RNA from Cladophialophora bantiana CBS 173.52, 1536 nucleotides. RefSeq lists its product as uncharacterized. The transcript is spliced from 2 exons. The record is from RefSeq and is a predicted model, not a curated record. The coding region runs from base 1 to 1536 and encodes 511 amino acids. Lineage: Eukaryota; Fungi; Ascomycota; Eurotiomycetes; Chaetothyriales; Herpotrichiellaceae.
AUGGAACACAAUCAGAGUAACAGCUACUACUACUACCAAGAACAUCAAUCUGCCGCACCCUGCGGAUAUGAGAUUUAUAUCCUUGUUCCUCGUGCCAUGUAUUUGUGGCGCGGAGAGCCUCCUUGUCCUCCAAAACUCUACGAUUCUCUCGCAAAUUCUCCCCUUUCCCACCAGCCGUUCGCAGAUCAUCCGCAAGAUUUAGGAGUCGCAGAAUUCUGGGAGUCUCAAACUGCCACCCAAGAGCUGUUCCCAAUUUUCGAGUCGAGGAUUGGAUAUAUCACCCCAGUCCACGAAUAUCUUCCGAACAUGGCCUCGUACAAUGCUCAAUUGAUUCGAGUGCGCGAAGAGGUCGUUAGUGAAGCUCUCGAAUCAUUGAGACUGAAUCCCAAUACGAGCGUCAGUGAUUGCUACCGAUUCGCUGUUCGCAGCUUCCUCGGUCGUUCUGUUGAAGACAACAUCCUCGACCUCGUCACAAGAGUCGACCUUGAAGUCGAAUUUGCACUCAGAAUCAUCCGAGCCACUAAGCGGCCGCAAGAACUCACCACUGCGCAAAUGGACAAUUUGCAGGCACUUGGAAAAUCAUUCACAGAAAUGGCCACCUCCUACCGCUACGUUUGGCUUAAAGAGGCAAUCAGGCUCUACCUUGAGCUCGAUGCCCGGGCCGUUGUUGAAGAUGCUGACCAGUUCCUGCGAUACAUUGGAGGAACAAACUCGAAAGCCGAGCGAGUAACAGGCAUACUGAAAGAGAAUGGAGCUGAGGGUGCCAGCAUCAACCCACUGCAUUACGGCAAUAGCAGUAGCGGAGGUAAUAGACUGGAGGAAGCAGGUACAAGAGAUAUCAGCAUGCUGGACGUCGUUGACUCAGCUCUAUCCGCUCCCGAGGGCGGUGCCGCGCCCACCCGUGACAACAAUACCGCUGCCAGUGGAGACGACUCGGCCCUCUAUGUUCACAAGGACGUUGAUGACAUCACUACUUGGUCAAAAGUUAUCAACGGCCACUCUGUUCUGUUCGCUCAAUAUCAGCACGGCAAGCAACGACCCUGGAAAUGCCUCCUUUGUGACAAAUGCUUGGUCAAUGAGAAGGGAAGCCUCACAAGCCAUCUUCGCCAUCGGCAUGGCCUGACCGGUCUCAGAAAUAUGCGUAUAAGGAAUGAAAAUCUUUCGAAUUUCCAAGGUCACGAUGACAACGACUGCUACAUGUGGGGCGAAUUUGUCGAGAAUGAUCCAUUGCCGUGGAAGUGCCUGCUUUGCGUGAACCAUCAGGGGGUGAAGGUCGGCAAGAGGACAUUUCCACGACAUUUUCAGAAAACGCACGGCAUCAAAGUAAUCCUGCCUUCUGUCACGCCCGCUAAUAUCGAACGCGACAGGCAAAGGAAGAAGCCGGCUAAUGUCUUGACUAGAAGCCUCGAAGACGAAGCCGAUGCUGACGCCGACAAGGUUCUGGACGACUCCCGGCACGAAGAUGAGGAUGCCAAUGUCCAGGUCCGUCAGAUAACGCAGUCGUUGUUAGAUUUAUUGCGGGCAACGGACGCUUAA